Messenger RNA from Notodromas monacha, 741 nucleotides. The record is from the annotation of a GenBank genome assembly. NCBI's taxonomy places the organism in Eukaryota, Metazoa, Arthropoda, Ostracoda, Podocopida, Cyprididae.
AUGAGGCUGAGGAAUGUCGUUGUGUUUUGCCUCUUAUGUCUAAUGGAAGUGUCAUCUGGUGGCAUUUUCGACAUCUUCAAGUUCCCCAACAAAGACAGCACUCACCCCGACGAUUUGCACGUCGGCAACCGGGUUCGAAACCGACUCAACCUUUUCCGUCAACCCGUUGAAUUCGCCAUCGACAUUGCAAUCCCAUUCGACGUGUCCAAUUUCGGCACGGGUUCCCUGGCCCACAUUCCAAUGCUGACCAUGAUCGUGGGUCUGGCUUCUUUUUUCUUGCUUCUCGGAGUAUUGGCCACCCCGUUUCUGGCUCUGGUUGACAAAAAGACCAAGAAGUGGAAACGAGACACUACUAGUGAUUGUGAUGAUGACGAUGGGCCAGAAACACCAGCGGGAAUGACUCUGGGCUAUUUGCGCAAACUGCGCAGUUUGGACGUGGAGGACGGAUUUGGGUUCAUGGGGUUGUCCGGUGAAGACGACGGUUACAGCAUCAGCAGUGGGGACGCUGAAGAGAAUCUGGAUUGCAGAAAAUAUGUGAUUUGCGAAGUGCAUCGGCAUUUUCACGUUUUGCCGGAUUGGGCGCUGAAAGCUGUGAAACGAAUGAGGAACAUGGCCAAGUACAAGGAAGCUAUUCAGGCUGGAUUUGAGCUGGAGGAUUGUUGGAGAACCUUCCACGGAUGCCCAAAAGAUUUAGGCCAAAUCGACGCUUCUUUGCCAAUGAAGAUCAUGAGGCGAAGUUGA